Medicago truncatula (barrel medic) is the source of this 594-nucleotide messenger RNA. RefSeq names its product receptor-like protein EIX2. Gene Ontology annotation, molecular function: protein binding. The transcript is spliced from 2 exons. Bases 1 to 594 code for a protein of 197 amino acids. The record is from RefSeq and is a predicted model, not a curated record. Lineage: Eukaryota; Viridiplantae; Streptophyta; Magnoliopsida; Fabales; Fabaceae.
AUGGAACGUGGGUUCAAGCAUCCAGAGAUGCGUCUUAAGAGCAUUGAUCUUUCUAGUAAUAACUUAACAGGUGAAAUACCACAAAAGAUUGGAUAUUUGGUUGGAUUAGUCUCUUUGAAUUUAUCAAGAAACAAUUUGAGCGGAGAAAUCCCAUCUGAAAUUGGAAAUUUAGUUUCACUUGAUUUCCUCGACUUAUCAAGAAACCAUUUCUUUGGUAAAAUUCCUUCCACUCUUUCCAGGAUCGAUCGGCUGGAAGUUUUAGACUUGUCAAACAACUCUCUCUCUGGAAGAAUCCCUUUUGGCAGACAAUUGCAAACCUUAGAUCCCUCCAGUUUUGAAGGAAAUCUUGAUCUUUGUGGUGAACCACUUGAAAAAAAAUGUCUUGAAGACGUGACACCAGUAAAUCCUCGAGGGUCAGAAAUUCAUGGUGAAGAUGACAAUUCAGUUUUUCAUGAAGGAUAUUACAUGUUCUUGGGAACAAGCUAUUUCACAGUUUACAGCAUCCUAAUAGCAAGCAUUGAGUUGCAGGAAUGGAAGGGAACAUAUUCUGUUGUAUUAGAGUAUAUAAUGACAAGCAAAAUCAUUGUUCCAUGA